Messenger RNA from Olea europaea var. sylvestris, 840 nucleotides. RefSeq lists its product as uncharacterized. Lineage: Eukaryota; Viridiplantae; Streptophyta; Magnoliopsida; Lamiales; Oleaceae. The transcript has 5 exons. The record is from RefSeq and is a predicted model, not a curated record. Bases 1 to 840 code for a protein of 279 amino acids.
AUGGCUAUAAAUGUGGACGAUGCUUAUGAGCUGUAUGAGAGGAUAGCAGAAAAUCAAUCGAUGUGGUCGAGUAACAAGGAAGUCCUGAGGAAAAUAACUGUUAUAUAUAAUGUGGAUGCAGUGAUAGCGUUGACAGCACAGAUGGAGACAAUAACUAGAAAGCUUGACUCUUUGACCCAGACUGUGAAUAUGGUCAGCCAGCAGAAGUCAGUUAUGCGUAAACUAUCAGAGAUAGCAGCUGCAUUAGCCAAUAGAGCACAAGGUACUCUGUCGAGCGAUACAGAAAAGAAUCCAAAGGAACAUGUAUUAGCAGUUGAAGCUAUGAAUUAUGCAACUAUUGAGACACCAUCAAUCAAGCCUGCUACACCUAUUCGAGCUUAUAUGCUGCCUAUCCCAUUUCCUCAAAGGCUUCAAAGACAACCAAAAAAUGAACAAAACAAUAAACUAGACAAACAAUUCAAAAAAUUCUUGAACACCCUCGGACAACUUCACUUCAACAUUCCUUUUAUUGACGCUAUUCUACAAAUUUCAAAUUAUGCUAAGUUUUUGAAGGAGAUGCUGACUAAGAAGAGAAAGCUGCCAGAACAUGAAACAAUAGCACUAUCUGAAGAGUGCAUUGCGAUCUCUAGCACAAGAUCCCUCCCAAAUUUAAAGAUCCAGGGAGUUUCACUCUACCUUAAGCUAGGAUUAGGAGAUCCUAAUGCGGCAUCUAUUAUUCUUCAGCUAGCGGACCGAUCAUUGAAACACCCUUACGAAAUAGUUGAAGACAUUCUUAUCAAGGCGGGGGAGUUUAUUUUUCCAGUUGACUUUAUCAUCCUCGAUGUUGAAGAGGCAUUUUAG